AUGAAUCAUAUUAUUGAUGGGUUCAUCAAUGGUUUUGAUCAGGGGAUCCCAGAUCACGUGAUAGGGAAUUUGAGAUGGUUCACCCCAGAUAACCAUUCCUCAGCAAUCAACGCUGAGGACAAAAUUCAAAAAUCCAUAAAUGAGGAGGUAGAAGCGAAGCGAAUGUUCGGCCCAUUUUCACACGAAGAAGUUGCGGCGAGAUUUAAAUUUUUUAGAUCAAGUCCACUAGGCUCAGUGGUGAACGCAGAUGGUAAGAUGCGACCAAUAAAUGAUCUAUCUUUCCCUAAGAAAAACGACAAGAAAAACAUUGGCAUAAUGUCGGUAAACUCGUUCGUCAACAAACUCGAUUUCAAGACAACGUGGGACGAUUUUACGAUUGUAUCAAAUUUUUUCAGGAACAAUGAAGACAAAUUCGACUUAGCACUUUUCGACUGGGCGAAGGCGUACCGUCAAAUACCAACGAAGUCAUCCCAGUGGCCAUUUUUAAUGGUAAAGGAUCUAAAAGGGGACCUGUACGUCGACACCAGAAUUACUUUCGGAGGCGUCGCAGGAUGUGGAUCUUUCGGACUUCCGGCAGACGCGUGGAAACAAAUAAUGGAAUCGGAAUUCGACGUGAAGAAAAUUUUCAGAUGGGUAGAUGACAAUCUAUUCGUGAAGAAGACCGACUCUCUGUGUAACAUGAAGGCGGUUUCAGAAAGAUCGGUCGAAUUAGGGGUGGCCACUAGCGUGGAUAAGUGCACUGAAUUCGCAAGAGAACAAAAAUUUAUCGGUUUUAUAUGGAAUGGCUGGGAUAAAACAGUUAGCCUACCGUUACAGAAACUAGAACAACGAAAAUGCCAAAUUUCUGAGUUUCUUACACCGGGGAAGGAAUUCAGAUUUACGGACGCAGGGAUUCUCGCAGGACGACUCAACCAUGUGUCUCUCCUCCUCCCUCAGUUGCGAUGCUAUAUAUGCGGAGUUUAUCGUUGGAUGAACGAGUGGAAAAAACGGUGGGCAACUAGAGUAGUACCGGACGACGUCCUCGAAGAUCUGAAAUUCUGGCAGGCAACACUGAACGAGUAUUUGAACACCCGUCUUUGCCCAGAUACGAAUCCAACGGAAAUCAACUGGGUAGGAGAUGCAUCGACGGGUUUCGGUAUUGGAGUACUAAUCGGGAGGAGAUGGGGACAACUUAGACUUAAAGAAAACUGGGCUGAUGCGUCUCCCAAAAGAAACAUUGCAUGGUUAGAAACAGUCGCAAUUCGAGUCGGAAUACUGAUGCUUCUGGAGAUAGGGUCUCGUUUGAAGGGGUGCAACUUCGUUGUCUGGACAGACAAUACGACGACUGAAAACGCACUCAAGAACAGAAAAUCCAAAGACUUUCAUGCGAACAACGAGUGGAAGGAGAUACAGAGACUCUUGAUCAGAGAAGAGCUAGAUAUCACCCCGAUGAGGGUCACUUCUAAAGAAAAUGUUUCAGACGGUGGCACUUCUUUUCACAUGACGACUCACGCACGCGAAACGAUCCCUUUCAAUAAAAUAAAACUAUUUUUAAGGGACGGGACGAGAGAACGCACCCCGUCCGGGAUCGAUCUACACAUCCUGUCCGGCUGGAGAGUCUCUACAUUAUUGAGCUACAACGGAGCGGUAUCAAAAUACAUCAAAUUCAUGGCCACUAAAGACGAAAAACAAUUUACGCUCCCAAUAACGGCAAGGAAUUUGGAGGAGUUCUGCAUCUGGGCAGGGAGAAACCUGAUCUCGCAUAACGAGAAUAAAAUCUCAGCUAUCUCGUUGAAGAAAUAUUUAGCGGGUUUGAAAGGUUGGCACACGUUUCACAAUCAACCCUUCCCAGAUUCGAACAAAGCUAGACUCGAUCUCAUUUUGAAGGCAUCGGCAAAAGAAGACGAGGUGACGACGAAAAGAAAAACAAAGCUACCGAUAAUGCUGUGGCAUCUAACCCAUUUGUGGGAAAAAUUAUUCAACGGGUCGCCGUUCGACAAAGCGGUGCUCGACCUUUGCAUCGUCGCCUUCUGGGGUCUAGCUCGUAUCGCAGAGUUGUGCUACGACCAUGACAACGGUCGGGUAUCUUUUGCUUCGUCCAUAUUAACAUCGGACGUGGUUUUCAGCGGAUCAGCAACAUCUAAUUUAGUCGGAUCUAUAACCAUCAGGAACGCGAAAACCGGAGGCCCGGACGCGCCACAGGUAAUAAGCCUGGUGGAACAAAGUCAUGUGCUGUGCCCUGUCUUAGCAAUACGGCGGAGGUUAUCGUCCGCCCUGGGCGAGAGGACGUCUCUUUUUGGUUUCACAAUCGAUGGGGCGCGUACUCAUCUAACGAGACGAAACACCGUUGCCAGGUUAGAACAAGUUCUUCUGGGAGGCGGCUUCGAAGGUCUACACGGCCACUCGUUCCGCGUAGGAGGAGCGUCACUACGAUAUGCUUUGGGUAUGACGGUAGAUGACUUAUGCACUCUAGGCAGAUGGAAGUCGGAGUGCUAUAAAUUAUAUUUGAGGCCAUACAAUGCUGAAGACAUGGCACGUACAAGGUUGUUACUUAGAAAGAUCAAGAGUAAUUGGAAAAGGAUGGGUUUGUAA
This is a messenger RNA of Puccinia graminis f. sp. tritici CRL 75-36-700-3, 2571 nucleotides long. RefSeq lists its product as uncharacterized. The transcript is spliced from 2 exons. Gene Ontology annotation, molecular function: DNA binding. Gene Ontology annotation, biological process: DNA recombination; DNA integration. NCBI's taxonomy places the organism in Eukaryota, Fungi, Basidiomycota, Pucciniomycetes, Pucciniales, Pucciniaceae. The record is from RefSeq and is a predicted model, not a curated record. The coding region runs from base 1 to 2571 and encodes 856 amino acids.